AUGCCCUCCCUGUUUGAGCCUAUUAGCAAGAAUUUGGUCAAAGAGCUUGGAGACAAAGACCUGAGGCCUGUCAAAUACAUGUUGAGCACCAGCAAAUUCUGUCAGCUGGCGCUAUUAUGGAAGAAGAAGGGGACGCACGCACAGUUCUGGGGACAGCCUGCUGUUCCAGUAGAAUACAUCGUGGAUAUCCUGGAGCCAAGUUCUUCAGUCCCAGUCACCAUGAGAGGUCCCAUCCUCCCAAUGGGAAGAAUACGGGAACCCACUGGCCAAGAUUUCAAGCAUCUACAAAAGGAGGUUUGCAGGGAAAUGGAGGCAAUGGCCCAGCUCCCAAAGGACACUCAGGAUGCUAUUCUCCACAAUAUCCUGGCCAGGCUCAAGGACCGAGAGGCUCUGCAGGACCUCAUGGACUUGUUGGAUCGGGGCCCCUCGGAUCAUCUGGACAGCUUUGGUGGUACCUUCCUAAGUGAGAUGCAAGAGGACUCAAGAAAUCUAUGGCUCAAGUUAAGACUGCACAUCAUUUCCCUCCUUAAAGCCAUAUUGGGGCUGAGUGACACCCAGCACGAGCUACUGGCCUGGUCCAUGGAGAAGAGGAUCCUGCUCCAGCAGCGGGCACUGGUGAAGAGCAUCCUGGAGCCCAACUUCAAGUACCCUUGGAAUAUCCCCUUCACCCUGUACCCCAAGCUCCUCACCCCGCUGCAGGUAGAGGGGUUGGCCGUCACCUUCAGCCUGCUGGAGGAGUGCAGCCUGAGGGUGGCUCCCGACAGCCCCAAGGGGACCUGAGACCUGGAGGCCAAGAAGCCCUUGUUCACCCUGUACGGGUCCCUCUCAGUGCCGCAGCAGCUGGCCAAGGCCUGA
Lagenorhynchus albirostris (white-beaked dolphin) is the source of this 855-nucleotide messenger RNA. RefSeq names its product gasdermin C (gene GSDMC). Gene Ontology annotation, biological process: defense response to bacterium; pyroptotic inflammatory response. Gene Ontology annotation, molecular function: phosphatidylinositol-4,5-bisphosphate binding; phosphatidylserine binding; phosphatidylinositol-4-phosphate binding. Lineage: Eukaryota; Metazoa; Chordata; Mammalia; Artiodactyla; Delphinidae. The record is from RefSeq and is a predicted model, not a curated record.